CAACAUUCGUCAGCGACGGUUGGGAGACAAGGGCCGCUGGUCAUUCAUUCCGUCUGUAAAUUACCUUGAAUUCACUCGACAAAAUGCGUGAAAUUGUACAUAUGCAAGCCGGCCAGUGUGGCAACCAGAUCGGUUCCAAGUUCUGGGAGGUGAUAUCUGAUGAGCAUGGCGUGGACCCUACCGGUACAUACCACGGUGACUCCGACUUGCAGUUGGAGAGAAUCAACGUUUACUACAAUGAAGCUACCGGCGGCAAAUAUGUGCCCCGAGCCGUACUGGUCGACCUGGAGCCAGGCACCAUGGACUCUGUCCGCUCUAGUCCAUUUGGUCAGAUCUUCAGACCCGACAACUUUGUCUUCGGACAGAGUGGAGCUGGAAACAACUGGGCCAAGGGUCACUACACCGAGGGGGCUGAGCUGGUGGACUCCGUACUGGAUGUUGUGCGGAAGGAAGCAGAGAGCUGUGAUUGCCUUCAGGGAUUCCAACUGACGCAUUCCCUUGGUGGUGGCACUGGCUCAGGCAUGGGAACACUUCUCAUCAGCAAGAUCCGUGAGGAGUACCCAGACCGAAUGAUGACCACUUUCAGCGUUGUCCCAUCUCCCAAAGUCUCAGACACUGUCGUUGAGCCAUACAACGCCACCCUCUCUGUUCAUCAGCUUGUAGAAAACACAGAUCAAACCUUCUGCAUCGACAAUGAAGCUCUUUAUGACAUCUGUUUCCGCACCCUGAAGUUGACCACCCCAACCUACGGUGAUCUCAACCACCUUGUGUCUGCUACCAUGAGUGGCGUUACCACCUGCCUGAGGUUCCCUGGUCAACUCAAUGCCGAUCUUCGCAAGCUGUCUGUUAACAUGGUGCCUUUCCCC
Messenger RNA from Acanthaster planci (crown-of-thorns starfish), 866 nucleotides. RefSeq names its product tubulin beta chain-like. Gene Ontology annotation, molecular function: GTP binding; structural constituent of cytoskeleton; GTPase activity. Gene Ontology annotation, cellular component: microtubule. Gene Ontology annotation, biological process: microtubule-based process. NCBI's taxonomy places the organism in Eukaryota, Metazoa, Echinodermata, Asteroidea, Valvatida, Acanthasteridae. The record is from RefSeq and is a predicted model, not a curated record.